Gavia stellata (red-throated loon) is the source of this 994-nucleotide messenger RNA. It is a transcript of the gene RPH3AL, whose product is annotated as rabphilin 3A like (without C2 domains). NCBI's taxonomy places the organism in Eukaryota, Metazoa, Chordata, Aves, Gaviiformes, Gaviidae. The transcript has 8 exons. The record is from RefSeq and is a predicted model, not a curated record. Gene Ontology annotation, biological process: intracellular protein transport. Gene Ontology annotation, molecular function: small GTPase binding. Bases 22 to 960 code for a protein of 312 amino acids.
UCUCCUCCCCAGCCUGGUGCCAUGGCGGACACGAUUUUUGGCAGCGGGACGGGCCAGUGGGUGUGCCCCAACGACCGGCAGCUGGCACUGCGUGCCAAGCUCCAGACAGGCUGGUCAGUGCACACGUUCCAGACUGAGAAGCAGAGGAAGAUGCAGGCUCUGAGCCCGCAGGAACUUGAGGUCAUUCUGGAAGUCAUCCGCAAGGCGGAGAAAUUGGACAUCAUUGAGCAGCAGCGCAUCGGGCGCCUGGUGGAGCGGUUGGAGAACAUGAGAAAGAACGCGAUGGGGAAUGGCCUCUCCCAAUGUCUGCUCUGUGGUGAACUGCUCGGGCUGCUGGGCAGCACGUCAGUCUUUUGUCAGGAUUGCAAAAAGAAAGUUUGCACCAAGUGUGGAAUAGAAACCUUUGGAACCCAGAAACGUCCUCUUUGGUUGUGCAAGAUCUGCAGUGAACAGAGAGAGGUUUGGAAGAGGUCUGGUGCGUGGUUCUACAAAGGGCUGCCCAAGUACAUCACGCCUUUGAAGAGCAGCAGCAAAUCCAGUGAGCUGCCCUCACAGACUUGGCAAAGCGAGCCAGCCGUGCCGGAGGCAGAGAGUGUUGGGACCAGCCGAUCCUUCACCUGGGCCAGGGGAAAAGUGGUUUCUAGCGACAGUGAGAGCGACUCAGAGUUCAGUUCCUCCAGCCUGGAUGACAAGCCCUUACCUGUGGGGUCAAAAGGCUCACAAGGCAGAAAGCACCGAGCACGACUGGCACCCAUUGGGGAACCUAGCCAGGCCAUGAGCAGGGCGCUGGAGAGCACCCACUCCCCUGCCCUCUCAGGGAGCCACAGCAGCCUGGGCAGUGAGCAGGGGGCUGCCCUCAGCGCCACGGAGAGCUGCCAGAGUGACCAGCCAGCGGACGGACGCAACAGUGAUGUUGGCAGCAGAGUCCCCGGCAAACGAUACUUCCACACCAGAACAUGAUGCUGAUGAAGGUGAAGAUGGAGUUGCUCUGCCU